CUAAGUCUGACUUUGUUGCUUGUACAAACUGCAGAUGCAACUUUGAGCUGGAUUCUGCCCAAAAUAUGGCAACGAGGUUCACUGAGAAAUUUGCAAUAGUCAAUCCUGAACUCCUGAGAACCAAUUCCAAAUCCAAUUAAGAUUUUUUACGUCACCACCAGAAUCUGUCCCCAACCCAUUAAUCUCCCUGUAGCAUUAUUUUGUUUCACUAGUAAAAAGAAGCAAAUUGAUGUGAAACGAAUUGCGAAGCUUUUCCGAACAAUUUCCCUGGAGACUAGGAGAAACAGAGAAUUGGAGAGCGUGAAAACCUAAAACACAAUGCAAUCAAAGAAUCUAACAUCUCUAGCACUGAUACUGAAGAUGCAUGAAAAUCAAGAUCAAAUUGAGUUCUUGAACCCAAAACUAAGACUUUGCACCUAGUUUGAGUUUUUCUAUCACGGAAGAUGGGAGAGAUCCGAAGAGGAACCCAAAUCGAAAAGAAUCUCACCAAGCAACGCAGAAAACGAAACCCAAAUCGCUGGUCGCUGGUGGGCCAAGGUGUGAGGCGGCACGGCUGGGUGAAAGAGGAGAAAAAGAGCAAGAGCAAAGAAGGGAGAAGACUCAAGAGAGCCAAAUGGCGCGAAUGCUAGACUUCAGAGGAUUCAUUUUCUUUUGUUGGAAAUAAGAAGUACAUAAUUUGAGUCGUAUAACAUGUAAGUAGAUUGAAAUAAAAGUUUAAAUCACAU
This is a messenger RNA of Rubroshorea leprosula, 725 nucleotides long. Lineage: Eukaryota; Viridiplantae; Streptophyta; Magnoliopsida; Malvales; Dipterocarpaceae. The record is from the annotation of a GenBank genome assembly.